AAAUUAAAAAAAAAAAAAAGAAGGAAAAGUCCCUGCAAGGGUGUGCCCAGGGCCACACAGCCAUGCGGGCAGCUCCAGAAGGAGACGGGCCCUGCAGGGGUGUGCCCGGGGCCACACAGCAGUGCAAGCAUGGCCCCCUCCCCUUGGUGCCUCCCAGAUGGGCCUCUCCCCUCAGACGGACCACUCACAGCUCAGCCAGGCCCAUUGCUCCUGUCAGAGCCAUGAGGAGGACGGGACAGUCCCAUGGCAUGCAGCCAGCAUGUGGAUGGUCUGGCACACCACAUGAGCAGAGUGUAGAUGCAGGGAGCACCAAGGAGGCCAAAUGUCCCACAAGAGCCCAGUGAUGUAUGGGCAGGGGCUGCAGCCGGUGGCCUGGGGUCUGUCCACAGGCAGCAGAUGGGCUGGUGCCAGGGGUGCAUGGCCGGCGGGAUCCUGAUCUGCAGGUGCCACUUCCUAGAGCCAAACUUGCCUGUCUUUGACAGGGCAUAGGGACAAGGGACUCAGAGAGACUUAUGAGUGUGAGCUAUGGGGGGUUACAGGUCAGAGAGGAGGAUGAGCAUGGGGGUGAGCUACGGAGGAAUCACAGGUCAUGAGGAGGACAGAGGAGGAGGGUAAACUAUGGAGGGUCACAGGUCAGGGAGGAGGAUGGAGGAGGGUCUCCAGAUUUUGGGCACUCUGGGUGCAUCUGGUCUGUGCUGAGAUCCUCGGUUUCCCCAGCAGACACAGGGGUGCUGGCUGAGGGCAGGGGUGAAGCUGAGUGUGCAUAGAACUCCCAUCUUGCUGGCUAUUGUGGGUCUGCUUCCUCCCUACCCUCCUUCCCACCUCCCUGGGUGCUCUGGACCCCUGGCCCUUACACCUGGCCGUGGUGAGGGUCAACUGGUGGACACACCUGCAGGAAAAGUCCUCAGAUCAAGCAGGUGCAAGGAGCAUGCCUGCGUGUCUUCCCCUGGUCCCUACCCUCAUCUGGGGUUCCUGAAGGGGGUUUCUCAGACCUGGGCUGCUGGAGGCGGGGAUCAACCACUUCCCAACAGGUGGCCCCUCUGGGUUCUGGUUAAGCCCCACCAGACAAAGGCCACCUUUCACCCGGGCAGGGCUGGCCUUUUGUCCCUGCUUGUCCCUGCAUCAGGGCCAUAGCCAUGGAGUUGGGAACAGUCUUCCUGGGUCAUUUGCAGCACACACAUUGUCCUGCCGGCCCACCCUGGGGCCUGGGGCCCUCCCUUGUCCAUGGCCAGCAAAGGCCCCUAGCUGGGUUCUCAGGGGUUCCCAUUUAAAGGUGCCAUGGACACAACAGCUAGGCCAGGUGCUGCCGGAAGCACCAAGGAUACAAUACCUGCCCUAGGCCUGUGUGUAGCUUCUGGCUGCCCACCUAUACCCAGAGUCUGUAGGACCUUCAGACGGCCAGUGCACUUGGCAUGGUCCUGGGACCCCUGUCCCCUCUGGGCAGUCCUGGGUGCCCUCUGUGUGGUUUCUGGUCCCCCUCUCCCCUCUGGCUGGUUCUAGUCCCCUCUGGGCAGUCUUGGAUCCCCUCUGGCUGGCUCUGGGUCCCCUCUGACUGGUUCUGGAUCCCUUUCUGGGGGAGGGGUCCCAGGUCCCUUCAAGGUGAUCUUGGAUAUCCUCUGGGGGUCUCAGGUCCCCCUCUCUCCUUUGGAUGGUUCUGGGUCCCCUAGGCUCCUUCCUUCCCUGCACUCCGGGAUAUUAGUCUGAACAGGGUUCCCCACAAGAUGGGGUCCCUGCCUUACCCACAUCCCUGCUGUCCCCCACCAAACACCUGGCCAUGCAGAGUCUGUGCCCUUUGCUUCCGUGGGGCUGGGGGUGAAACCAAAUCCGGGGCAGUGACACCCGGGCUAUUUUGGAGUUGGGCUGGGUUGGGCUGGCUGGUGGUGGGGGCGGGCCCAGCCUUCUCCAGCUGACAGCGUCCGCCUGUCCUUUCGUCCCUGUCCAGUCUGAGGACCGGCCAGAGAGUGGGCUGCUGGGUGGGAGCCGUGUCGGUCCUGGGCCCGUGGAGGGAGGUGAGACCCAGCAGCCCCUGCCCUGCCGUCUGAGCCCCCCGCCUGGGUGCUGCUCCCAGCCUCCCGUAGAGACAGGUCCGUCCCGCCGCCCCCCGCCCCCCACCAUGGAUCACUCAUUCAGCGGGGCGCCCCGAUUCCUGACCCGGCCCAAGGCCUUUGUGGUGUCGGUGGGGAAGGACGCCACGCUGAGCUGCCAGAUCGUGGGCAACCCUACGCCGCAGGUGAGCUGGGAGAAGGACCAGCAGCCGGUUGAGGCGGGCUCUCGCUUCCGGCUGGCCCAGGACGGCGACCUGUACCGCCUCACCAUCCUGGACCUGGCCCUGGGCGACAGCGGGCAGUACGUGUGCCGCGCGCGCAAUGCCAUCGGCGAGGCAUUCGCGGCCGUGGGCCUGCAGGUGGACGCCGAGGCCACUUACGCCGAGCAGGCGCCCCACUUCCUGCUGCGGCCCACGUCCAUCCGCGUGCGCGAGGGCGCCGAGGCCACCUUCCGCUGCCGCGUGCGCGGCUCGCCGCCCAUGGCCGUGAGCUGGGCCAAGGACGGCCGGCGCCUGGGCGCGCCCGACGCCCCCCGGGUGUGCGUGGAGGCCAGCGGCGAGGCCAGCGCGCUGCGCAUCCAGUCCGCGCGGCCGCGCGACGGGGGCACAUACACGGUGCGCGCCGAGAACCCGCUGGGCGUCGCCAGUGCCGACGCCGCGCUCACGGUAGACGCGGACCCAGACGCCGCCCCGCCGGGAGCCUCCACUGCCGGGCUUCUGGCGCACCUGCAGCGGCGUCGGGAGGCGAUGCGCGCCGAGGGCAUCCCUGCCUCGCCGCCUGGUUCUGGCACGCGCACCUGCACGGUGACUGAAGGCAAGCACGCGCGCCUCAGUUGCUACGUGACGGGCGAGCCUAAGCCAGAGACGGUGUGGAAGAAGGAUGGCCAGCUGGUGGUGGAGGGCCGGCGACACCUGGUGUACGAGGACGCUCAGGAGAACUUCGUGCUCAAGAUCCUCUUCUGCAAGCAGUCGGACCGGGGCCUCUACACCUGCACGGCGUCCAACCUGGUGGGCCAAACCUACAGCUCCGUGCUAGUCGUCGUACGAGAGCCCGCCGUACCCUUCAAGAGGCGACUUCAGGACCUGGAGGUGCGGGAGAAGGAGUCGGCCACGUUCCAGUGCGAGGUGCAGCUGCCGUCCACGGAGGCCGCGUGGUACAAGGAGGACACGCGUCUGUGGGCCAGCGCCAAGUACGGCAUCGAGGAGGCGGGCACUGAGCGCAGGCUCACGGUGCGCAACGUCUCGGCCGACGACGACGCCGUCUACAUCUGCGAGACCACGGAGGGCAGCCGCACGGUGGCAGAGCUAGCGGUGCAAGGAAACCUCAUUCGGAAGCUCCCGAGGAAGACCGCGGUGCGCGUGGGUGACACGGCCAUGUUUUGUGUGGAGCUGGCCAGGCCCGAGGGCCCUGUCCACUGGCUGAGGAACCAGGAGGAGAUGGUGGCCGGGGGCCGCGUGGCCAUCACCACAGAAGGCAUGUGCCACACGCUGACCAUCUCCCAGUGCAGCCUGGAGGACGUGGGCGAGGUGACCUUCACUGCUGGUGACUGCAGGACGUCCACCCAGUUCUUCGUGUCUGCCCCUAGGAGGCCGCCCCUGCAUGCCCCUGAGGCCCCUGUGGUAAAGGGAAGGACAGAGUGUUCCGUCACCCUUGCCUGGUCCCCACCACCCCAUGGGGACCGCCCUGUCCCCAUCGACGGUUAUCUGGUGGAAAAGAAGCGGCUUGGUGCCUACACCUGGAGCCGGUGCCACGAGGCGGAGUUGGUGGCUGAACGUGAGCUGACUGUGGCCAGCGUGGCUGAGGAGGGGGACUUCCAGUUCCGGGUAUCAGCUGUGAACAGCUUUGGCCAGAGCCCCUACCUGGAGUUUCCAGGGACUGUCCACCUGGCCCCCCAGCUGGCUGUGAAGACUCCUCUGAAGGCGGUGGAGGCGGUAGAGGGUGGCGAGGUGACCUUCUCGGUGGACCUCACUCUGGCCUCUGCUGGAGAGUGGUUCCUGGAUGGCCAGGCCCUAAAGGCCAGCAGUGUGUAUGUGAUCCGUCACGACGGCACGCAGCAUGCCCUCACCAUCCGCUCCGUGUCCGCCAGCCUGCAUGGCGCUGAGCUCAAGUUCGUGGCCAACGGAAUUGAGAACAGCAUCCGUAUGGAGGUCCGAGCCCCAGGGCUGGCUGCCAAGCGUCCAGUGGCAGCUGUGAGGGAAGUGCUGGCCCGGCUGCAUGAGGAGGCACAGCUCUUGGCAGAGCUCUCAGACCAGGCUGCGGCGGUGACAUGGCUGAAGGACGGCCACGUGCUGCCCCUGGGCCCCAAAUACGAGGUCCAGGCGAGUGCCGGACAGCGGGCACUGCUGGUGCGGGAUGUGGUGCGAGAUGAUGCUGGCCUGUACGAGUGUGUCAGCCGUGGGGGCCGCAUUGCCUACCAGCUGUUGGUGCAAGGGCUCACUCCCUUUCUGCACAAGGACACAGCUGGUGGCUUGGUGGAUGCCGUGGCUGGGGGCCCAGCCCACUUUGAAUGUGAGACUUCUGAGGCCCAGGUUUGUGUGCGCUGGUACAAGGAUGGUACGGAGCUCAGCCGCUCCAGCCAGCGCUUCCUGCAGGAGGACGUGGGAACGUGGCACCGGCUGGUGGCAGCCUCGGUCACCAAGCAGGAUGAGGGCACCUACUCAUGCCGUGUGGGCGAGGACUCCGUGGACUUCCAGCUGCGUGUCAGUGAGCCCUCGGCCGUGUUUGCCAAGGGGCAGCCGGCACGCAGUGAGGUGCAGGCCAAGGUGGGGGCCAGCGCCAUGCUGAGCUGCGAGGUGGCCCAGGACAAGACGGAGGUGACGUGGUACAAGGGCGGGAAGAAGCUGAGUGCCAGCUCCAGAGUGCGCAUGGAGGCCACGGGCUGCAGCAGGAGGCUGGUGGUGCAGCAGGCGGGGAAGGUGGACGCCGGGGAGUACAGCUGCGAGGCCAGGGGAGAGAAGGUCUCCUUCCGCCUGGACAUGACAGAACCUGUAUUGGUGUUUGCCAAGGGACAGACAACACACAGUGAGGUACAGACCAAGGCGGGGGCCAGUGCCACACUGAGCUGUGAGGUGGCCCAGGACAAGACGGAGGUGACGUGGUACAAGGACGGGAAGAAGCUGAGUGCAAGCUCCAGAGUGCGUGUGGAGGCCAAGGGCUGCAGCAGGAGGCUGGUGGUGCAGCAGACAGCAAAGGCGGAUGCGGGGGAGUACAGCUGUGAGGCUGCGGGGGAGAAGGUCUCCUUCCACCUGGAUGUCAUUGAGCACUCGGCCAUGUUUGCUAAGGGGCAGCCAGCAUGCAGUGAAGUGCAGGCCAAGGCAGGGGCCAGUGCCACGCUGAGCUGCGAGAUGGCUCAGGACAAGACGGAGGUGACAUGGUACAAGGAUGGGAAGAAACUGAGUGCCAGCUCCAGAGUGCACAUGGAGGCCAAGGGCUGCAGCAGGAAGCUGGUGGUGCAGCAGGCGGGGAAGGUGGAUGCUGGGGAGUACAGCUGUGAGGCCGGGGGCCAGAAGGUGUCUUUCCACCUGGAUGUCACAGAGCCCUCAGCUGUGUUUGCCAAGGAGCAGCCAGCAUGCAGUGAGGUGCAGGCCAAGGCGGGGACCAGUGCCACACUGAGCUGCGAGGUGGCCCAGGACAAGACAGAGGUGAUGUGGUACAAGGACGGGAAGAAGCUGAGUGCCAGCUCCAAAGUGUGCAUGGAGGCCAAGGGCUGCAGCAGGCGGCUGGUGGUGCAGCAGGCAGGGAAGGCAGAUGCCGGGGAGUACAGCUGUGAGGCCGGGGGCCAGAAGGUGUCCUUCCACCUGGAUGUCACAGAGCUUGCAGCUGUGUUUGCCAAGGAGCAGCCGGCAUGCAGUGAGGUUCAGGCCAAGGCAGGGGCCAGUGCCACAUUGAGCUGCGAGGUGGCCCAGGACAAGACGGAGGUGAUGUGGUACAAGGAUGGGAAGAAGCUGAGUGCAAGCUCCAGAGUGCGUGUGGAGGCCAAGGGUUGCAGCAGGAAGCUGGUGGUGCAGCAAGCGGGGAGAGCAGAUGCCGGGGAGUACAGCUGCGAGGCCAGGGGAGAGAAGGUGUCCUUCCACCUGGAUGUUACAGAGCCUGCAGCUGUGUUUGCCAAGGAGCAGCCAGCACACAGUGAGGUGCAGGCCAAGGCAGGGGCCAGCGCCAUGCUAAGCUGCGAGGUGGCCCAGGCCCAGACGGAGGUGACGUGGUACAAGGACAGGAAGAAGCUGAGUGCGAGCUCCAGAAUGCACGUGGAGGCCAAGGGCUGCAGCAGGCGGCUGGUGGUGCAGCAGGCAGGGAAGGCGGAUGCUGGGGAGUACAGCUGUGAGGCCGGGGGCCAGAAGGUGUCCUUCCACCUGGACAUCACAGAGCCUGCAGUCAUGUUUGCCAAGGAGCAGCCAGCACACAGUGAGGUGCAGGCCAAGGCGGGGACCAGUGCCACACUGAGCUGCGAGGUGGCCCAGGCCCAGACAGAGGUGACGUGGUACAAGGACGGGAAGAAGCUGAGUGCCAGCUCCAGAAUGCGUGUGGAGGCCAAGGGCUGCAGCAGGCGGCUGGUGGUGCAGCAGGCAGGGAAGGCCGACGCCGGGGAGUACAGCUGUGAGGCCGGGGGCCAGAAGGUGUCCUUCCACCUGGACAUCACAGAACCUACAGUGGUGUUUGCCAAGGAGCAGCCUGCACGCAGUGAGGUGCAGGCCAAGGCAGGGGCCAGCGCCACGCUGAGCUGUGAGGUGGCCCAGGACAAGACAGAGGUGACAUGGUACAAGGACGGGAAGAAGCUGAGUGCGAGCUCCAAAGUGCACAUGGAGGCCAAGGGCUGCAGCAGGAGGCUGGUGGUGCAGCAGGCGGGGAAGGCGGAUGCUGGGGAGUACAGCUGUGAGGCCGGGGGCCAGAAGGUGUCCUUCUGCCUGGAUGUCACAGAACCUACAGUGGUGUUUGCCAAGGAGCAGUCUGCACGCAGUGAGGUGCAGGUCAAGGCAGGGGCCAGCGCCACACUGAGCUGCGAGGUGGCCCAGGACAAGACAGAGGUGACAUGGUACAAGGAUGGGAAGAAGCUGAGUGUGAGCUCCAAAGUGCACAUGGAGGCCAAGGGCUGUAGCAGGAGGCUGGUGGUGCAACAGGCGGGGAAGGCGGAUGCUGGGGAGUACAGCUGUGAGGCCGGGGGCCAGAAGGUGUCCUUCCACCUGGAUGUCACAGAACCUACAGUGGUGUUUGCCAAGGAGCAGCCUGCACGCAGUGAGGUGCAGGCCAAGGCAGGGGCCAGCGCCACGCUGAGCUGUGAGGUGGCCCAGGCCCAGACGGAGGUGACAUGGUACAAGGAUGGGAAGAAACUGAGUGCGAGCUCCAAAGUGCGCGUGGAGACCAAGGGCUGCAGCAGGCGGCUGGUGGUGCAGCAGGCGGGGAAGGCGGAUGCCGGGGAGUACAGCUGUGAGGCCGGGGGCCAGAAGGUGUCCUUCCUCCUGGAUGUCACAGAGCCCUCGGUCAUGUUUGCCAAGGAGCAGCCAGCACUCAGUGAGGUGCAGGCCAAGGCGGGGGCCAGUGCCACACUGAGCUGCGAGGUGGCCCAGGCCCAGACGGAGGUGACGUGGUACAAGGACGGGAAGAAGCUGAGUGCCAGCUCCAGAAUGCAUGUGGAGGCCAAGGGCUGCAGCAGGAAGCUGGUGAUGCAGCAGGCAGGGAAGGCGGAUGCCGGGGAGUACAGCUGUGAGGCCGGGGGAGAGAAGGUGUCCUUCCACCUGGACGUCACAGAGCUGGAGCCUGAGACCCCCACGGUGGAGAGACCUGGCCGCAGAGAGCCUCUGGUGGUCAGGGAGCACGAGGACAUUGUCCUGACCGCCAUGCUGGCUACGCCCUCCGUGGCCGCGGUGAAGUGGCUCAAGGACGGCGUGGAGAUCCGCCGCAGCAAGCGGCACGAAACGGCCAGCCUGGGGGACACCCACACCCUGACGAUCCGCGGCGCGCAAACCCUGGACACCGCAGUGUACAGCUGUCGCGUGGGCACAGAUGGGCAGGACUUCCCAGUGCAGGUGGAAGAGGUGGCCGCUAAGUUCUGCCGGCCCCUGGAGCCUGUGAGCGGGGAGCUAGGUGGCACGGUGACGCUGGCCUGCGAGCUGAGCCCACCGCAGGCCGAGGUGGUGUGGCGCUGCGGGAGCACGCAGCUCAGGGCUGGCAAGCGCUUCCAGAUGGAAGCCGCAGGGCCCCGGCGCUCGCUCACCGUGUCCGGCCUGCGGCUGGAGGAUGCGGGGCAGUAUGCGUGUGAGACCCGGGAUGACUGCACCAGCGCGCAGCUCUCCGUCAGUGCCCCCCGCAUGGUCAAGUUCAUGUCUGGGUUGAGCGCCGUGGUGGCGGAAGAAGGCCAGGAGGCCACCUUCCAGUGCGUGGUGUCCCCCAGCGAUGCAGCAGUCAGGUGGUUCCGGGAUGGCGCGUUGCUGCAGCCCAGUGAGAAGUUCCUCAUCUCACAGAGUGGCGCGAGCCACAGCCUGACCAUCUUGGGUCUGACCCUGGACGACCCAGGCCAGAUCACCGCAGAGGCCGAGGGGGUCUCCUCUGCUGCUGCCCUCCGGGUGCGAGAGGCUCCAGUGCUGUUCAGAAAGAAGCUGGAGCCACAGACGGUGGAGGAGCGGAGCUCAGUGGCCAUGGAGGUAGAGCUGACACGGCCAUGGCCCGAGGUCAAGUGGACACGGAACGCAGUGGCCCUGGCGCCAGGCAAGAACGUGGAGAUUCACGCCGAGAGCACCAGGCACCGCUUGGUUCUUCACUGCGUGGGUUUUGCCGACCGCGGCUUUUAUGGCUGUGAGACUCCAGACGACAAGACGCAGGCCAAGCUCACCGUGGAAAUGCGCCAGGUCCGGCUUGUGCGGGGCCUGCAGGCGGUGGAGGUGUGGGAGCAGGGCACAGCCACCAUGGAUGUGGAGCUGUCACACGACAACGUGGAGGGCAGCUGGACGCGAGACAGUGUGCGGCUGCAGCCAGGGUCCACAUGCCAGCUGGCCGUGCAAGGCCCCAUCCACACCCUCAUCCUGUCGGGGCUUCGGCCACAGGAUAGUGGCCUCAUCGCCUUCAAAGCUGAGGGGGUGCACACGUCUGCACGGCUCACGGUCACUGAGCUGCCUGUGAGGUUCAGCCGCCCUCUGCAGGAUGUAGUGGCCACAGAGAAGGACAGGGUGACCUUGGAGUGUGAGCUGUCUCGCCCCAACGUGGACGUGCGCUGGCUGAAGGACGGCGUGGAGCUUAGGGUGGGCAAGACAGUGGGCAUGGUGGCCCAGGGCGCCUGUCGGAGUCUCAUCAUUUUCCGCUGUGAGCUUGGUGACCAGGGUGUGUACGUGUGCGACGCUCGUGAUGCUCAGAGCUCAGCCUCCCUGAAGGUGCAAGGUCGUAACAUCCAGAUCGUGAGGCCCCUGGAGGAUGUGGAGGUGAUGGAAAAGGAGGGCGCCACCUUCUCUUGCAAGAUCUCUCACGAUGAGGUGCCAGCCCAGUGGUUCUGGGAGGGCAGUAAGCUUCGGCCCAGUGACAAUGUGCGCAUCCGCCAGGAAGGGAGGACAUACACCCUCAUCUACCGGAGGGUCCUGGCAGAAGAUGCAGGAGAGAUCAGAUUUGUAGCCGAAAAUGCAGAAUCUCGAGCUGAGCUCCGAGUCAAAGAGCUGCCGGUGACCAUCCUGCGCCCACUUCGGGACAAGAUAGCCAUGGAGAGGCACCGCGGUGUGCUGGAGUGCCAGAUGUCCAGGGCCAGCGCCCAGGUGCAGUGGUUCAAGGGCAGCGUGGAGCUGCAGUCAGGACCCAAGUACGAGAUGGUCAGCGACGGCCUCUACCGCAAGCUGAUCAUCAACGACGUGCAGCCGGAUGAUGAGGACACCUACACGUGCGACGCUGGCAACGUGAAGACCAGUGCCCAGUUCUUUGUGGAAGAGCAAUCCAUCACCAUCGUGCGGGGCCUGCAGGACGUGACUGUGAUGGAGCCCGCACCUGCCUGGUUCGAAUGUGAGACCUCCAUCCCCUCGGUACGGCCGCCCAAGUGGCUCCUGGGAAAGACAGUGCUCCAGGCCGGGCCCACCGUGGGCAUGGAGCAGGAGGGCACGGUGCACCGGCUGACGCUGCGACGAACCUGCUCCACCAUGACUGGUCCGGUGCACUUCACCAUCGGCAAGUCGCGCUCCACCGCACGCCUGGUGGUCUCUGACAUCCCCAUGGUGCUCACACGGCCCCUGGAGCCCAAGGCGGGGCGCGAGCUGCAGUCGGUGGUCCUGUCCUGCGACUUCAAGCCGGCCCCCAAGGCCGUGCAGUGGUACAAGGAGGACACGCCCCUGGCGCCCUCCGACAAGUUCAAGAUGAGGCUGGAGGGCCACAUGGCAGAGCUGCGCGUCCUCCGGCUCACGCCCGCGGACGCCGGCGUCUACCGGUGCCAGGCCGGCAGUGCCCAGAGCAGCGCUGAGGUCACGGUGGAAGCGCGCGAGGUUACAGUGAUGCAGCCGAUGCAGGACGCAGAAGCCACGGAGGAGGGCCGCGCCUGCUUCUCGUGUGAGCUGUCCCAUGAGGACGAGGAAGUCGAGUGGUCGCUCAACGGCACACCUCUGUACAACGACAGCUUCCACGAGAUCUCCCACGAAGGCCGUCGCCACACGCUGGUGCUGAAGCGGGUUCGGCGGGCCGACGCCGGCCUUGUGCGCGCCUGCUCCCCCAAGGUGUCGGUCACUGCCCGCCUGGAGGUCAAAGCAAAGCCGGUGGUGUUCCUGAAAGCGCUGGACGAUGUGUCCGCGGAAGAGCGGGGCACGCUGGCCCUGCAGUGCGAGAUCUCAGACCCCCAGGCCCGCGUGGUGUGGCGCAAGGACGGGGUGGAGCUGGUCCCUAGUGACAAGUACGACUUCCUGCACACGGCGGGCACGCGCGGGCUCGUGGUGCACGACCUGAGCUGGGAAGACACCGGCCUCUACACUUGCAGUGUGGGCUCCGAGGAGACCAGCUCCAGAGUCAGCGUGCACGACCUGCACGUGGGCAUCACCAAGAGGCUGAAGUCGGUGGAGGUGCCGGAGGGCCAGAGCUGCACCUUCGAGUGUGUCCUGUCCCAUGAGAACCCCAGCGAUGUGGCCAUAUGGACAGUUGGCGGGAAGACAGUGGGUGGCUCUGGCCGCUUCCGGGCCACACGCCAGGGCCGCAAAUACACCCUGGUUGUUCAAGAUGUGGCUCCUGGAGAUGCUGGGGAGGUGGUGUUCUCCGUGCGGGACCUCACCUCCAAGGCCUCCCUCAUCAUCAGAGAGAGGCCGGCAGGUAUCACGAAGCCUCUAGAAGACCAGCAGGCUGCUCUGGGUGAGGAUGUGGUGAUGAGCUGUGAGCUGUCUCGGGCCGGGACCCCGGUGCGCUGGCUAAAGGACGGGAAGGCCAUUCGCAAGAGUCAGAAGUAUGACCUGGUCACGGAAGGCACUUGGGCCACUCUGGUGGUCCGUGCGGUGUCGCUCAAGGAUUCAGGAGAAUACACGUGUGAGACAGAAGCUUCCAAGAGCACAGCGAGUCUCCGUGUGGAAGAAAAGGCCAACUGGUUCACAGACGAGCUGACCGACCUGCAUGUGGAAGAGAAGGGCACAGCCGUGUUCACGUGCAAGACAGAGCGUCCCGCAGCUGUGGUGAUCUGGCGCAAGGGCCUCACGGAGCUGCAUGCCUCUGGGAAGCACGCACCCAGCCAGGAGGGCCUGACCCUGAGGCUCACCAUCAGCGCCUUGGAGAAGGCGGACAGUGACACCUACACCUGUGACAUCGGCCAGGCCUGUUCCCAGGCCCGGCUCCUGGUGCAAGGCCGGAAAGUGCUCAUCACAGAGGAUCUGGAGGACAUGGAGGUGCGUGAGGGCUCUUCGGCCACCUUCUCUUGUCGCAUCUCCCCUGCCGACUACGAGCCUGUCCACUGGUUCCUGGACAAGACGCCCCUGCACCCGAAUGAGCUCAAUGAGAUUGAGGUUCAGCCAGGUGGUUACCACGUGCUGACCCUGCGGCAGCUGGCGCUCAAGGACUCAGGCACCAUCCACUUUGAGGCAGGGGACCAACGGACCUCAGCUGCCCUUCGGGUCACAGAAAAGCCAAGUGUCUUCUCCCGGGAGCUCACGGAUGCCACGGUCACAGAGGGGGAGGAUCUGACCUUGGUCUGUGAGACUACCGCCCCGGACAGCCCCGUGUGCUGGACCAAGGAUGGAAAGACCCUGCGGCCAUCAGCCCGGUGCCAGCUGAGCCAGGAGGGCCACCAGGCCCAGCUGGUCAUCAAGGGUACCACUGUGCAGGACGGUGGGCGCUACAAGUGUGAGGCCGGGGGCUCCUGGAGCAGCUCCAUUGUCAGGGUCCAUGCACGGCCGGUGCGGUUCCGUGAGGGGCUGAAGGACCUGGAGGUGCCGGAGGGUGGAGCUGCCACACUGCGCUGUGUGCUGUCAUCCAUGGCCGCGCCUGUGGAGUGGCGCCGUGGAGAUGAGGUUCUGCGGCCCGGAGGCAAGUACAGCCUGCGUCAGGAGGGCGCAGUGCUGGAGCUGGUGGUCCGGGACCUGCGGCCCCAGGACACCGGGCAGUACUCCUGCCACUUUGGGGACCAGAUGACCUUGGCCAUGCUCACAGUGAAGGCCCUGCCUGCUGAGUUCAUAGGGAGACUGAGAAGCAAGGAGGCCUCAGAAGGGGCCACAGCCACGCUGCGCUGUGAGCUGAGCAAGGAGGCUCCCGUGGAGUGGAGGAAGGGGUCUGAGACCCUCAGAGCCGGGGACAGAGUCAGCCUGAGGCAGGACGGGACCAUGUGUGAGCUGGAGAUCCGUGGCCUGGCCGUGGCAGAUGCUGGGGAGUACUCGUGUGUGUGUGGGCAGGAGAGGACUUCAGCCAUGAUGACCGUCAGGGCCCUGCCUGCUGAGUUCAUAGGGAGACUGAGAAGCAAGGAUGCCAUGGAAGGGGCCACAGCCACUCUGCACUGUGAGCUGAGCAAGGAGGCCCCUGUGGAGUGGAGGAAAGGGUCUGAGACCCUCAGAGCUGGGGGCAGAGUCAGCCUGAGACAGGAUGGGACCAUGUGUGAGCUGGAGAUCUGUGACCUGGCUGUGGUGGACUCUGGGGAAUACUCAUGUGUGUGUGGGCAGGAGAGGACGUCGGCCACACUGACUGUCAGGGCCCUGCCCGCCAAGUUCACAAAGAGCCUGAGGAAGGAAGAGGCCACAGAAGGGGCCACAGCAAAGCUGCACUGUGAGUUAAGCAAGGUGGCCCCCGUGGAGUGGAAGAAGGGGUCUGAGACCCUCAGAGCUGGGGACAGAGUCAGCCUGAGGCAGGACAGGACUGUGUGUGAGCUGGAGAUCCAUGGCCUGGCUGUGGCAGAUGCCGGGGAGUACUCGUGUGUGUGCGGGCAGGAGAAGACUUCGACCACGCUGACGGUCAGAGCCCUGCCCGCCAAGUUCACAAAGAGCCUGAGGAAGGAAGAGGCCACAGAAGGGGCCACGGCCACUCUGCACUGUGAGCUGAGCAAGGAAGCCCCCGUGGAGUGGAGGAAGGGGUCUGACACUGUCAGAGCCGGGGACAGAGUCAGCUUGAGGAAGGACAGGACCGUGUGUGAGCUGGAGAUCUGUGGCCUGACCAUGGAGGAUGCUGGGGAGUACUCGUGUGUAUGUGGGCAGGAGAGGACAUCGGCCACACUGACCGUCAGAGCCCUGCCUGCCAAGUUCACAAAGAGCCUGAGGAAGGAAGAGGCCACAGAAGGGGCCACGGCCACUCUGCACUGUGAGCUGAGCAAGGCAUCCCCUGUGGAGUGGAGGAAGGGGCCCAAGACCCUCAGAGCUGGGGACAGAGUCAGCUUGAGGCAGGACGGGACCAUGUGUGAGCUGGAGAUCCAUGGCCUGACCAUGGAGGAUGCUGGGGAGUACUCGUGUGUGUGUGAGCAGGAGAGGACAUCGGCCACACUGAUCGUCAGAGCACUGCCUGCUCAGUUCAUCCAAAAUCUGAAGACCCAGGAAGCCAUGGAAGGGGACACAGCCACACUGAACUGUGAGCUGAGCAAGGCAGCCCCUGUGCAGUGGAGGAAGGGGUCCAAGACCCUCAGAGCUGGAGACAGAGUGAGCCUGAGGCAGGAUGGGACCAUGUGUGAGCUGAAGAUCUGUGGCCUGGCCGUGGCAGAUGCUGGAGAGUACUCAUGCAUGUGUGGGCAGGAGAGGACGUCGGCUAUGCUGACCAUCAGGGCCAUGCCCGCCAAGUUCACAAAGAGCCUGAGAAAGGAAGAGGUCACGGAAGGGGCCACAGCAAAGCUACACUGUGAGUUAAGCAAGGCAUCCCCCGUGGAGUGGAGGAAGGGGUCCGUGACCCUCAGAGCUGGGGACAGAGUCAGCCUGAGGCAGGACGGAAACAUGUGUGAGCUGGAGAUUCGUGGUGUGGCCAUGGAGGAUGCUGGGGAGUACUCGUGUGUGUGCGGGCAGGAGAGGACAUCGGCCAUGCUGACUGUCAGGGGCCUGCCUGCCAAGUUCACAAAGAGCCUGAAGAAGGAAGAGGCCACGGAAGGGGCCACAGCAAAGCUGUGCUGUGAGUUAAGCAAGGUGGCCCCCGUGGAGUGGAGGAAGGGGUCUGAGACCCUCAUGGCUGGGGACAGAGUCAGCCUGAGGCAGGAAGGAAACAUGUGUGAGCUGGAGAUCCGUGGCCUGGCUAUGGUGGAUGCCGGGGAGUACUCGUGUGUGUGCGGGCAGGAGAGGACAUCAGCUAUGCUGACUGUCAGGGCCCUGCCCGCCAAGUUCACAAAGAGCCUGAGGAAGGAAGAAGCCAUGGAAGGGGCCACGGCAAAGCUACACUGUGAGUUAAGCAAGGCAUCCCCUGUGGAGUGGAAGAAGGGGUCCGCGACCCUCAGAGUUGGAGACAGAGUCAGCCUGAAGCAGGACGGAAACAUGUGUGAGCUGGAGAUCCGUGGUGUGGCCAUGGAGGAUGCUGGGGAGUACUCGUGUGUGUGCGGGCAGGAGAGGACAUCGGCCAUGCUGACUGUCAGGGCCCUGCCCGCCACAUUCACAAAGAGCUUGAGGAAGGAAGAGGCCAUGGAAGGGGCCACGGCCACGCUGCGCUGUGAGCUGAGCAAGGCGGUCCCCGUGGAGUGGAGGAAGGGGUCUGAGACCCUCAGAGCCGGGGACAGAGUGAGCCUGAGACAGGAUGGGACGGUGUGUGAGCUGGAGAUCCGUGACCUGGCCGUGGCAGAUGCCGGGGAGUACUCGUGUGUAUGCGGGCAGGAGAGAACGUCAGCCACGGUGACCAUCAGGGCUGUGCCCGCCAAGUUCACAAAGAGCCUGAGGAAUGAAGAGGCCACAGAAGGGGCCACAGUCAUGCUGCGCUGUGAGCUGAGCAAGGCGGUCCCUGUGGAGUGGACGAAGGGCUCUGAGACCCUCAGAGCUGGGGCCAGAGUCAGCCUGAGGCAGGAUGGGACAGCAUGUGAGCUGGAGAUCCGUGGCCUGGCUGUGGAAGAUGCUGGGGAGUACUCAUGUGUGUGCGGGCAGGAAAGGACAUCAGCCACUUUGACCAUCCAGGCUGUGCCCGCCAAGUUCACAAAGAGCCUGAGGAAGGAAGAGGCCACAGAAGGGGCCACAGCCAAGCUGUGCUGCAAGCUGAGCAAGGUGGCCCCUGUGGAGUGGAGAAAGGGGUCCAAGACCCUCAGAGCUGGGGACAGAGUCAGCCUGAGGCAGGAUGGAAACAUGUGUGAGCUGGAGAUCUGUGGUGUGGCCAUGGAGGAUGCCGGGGAGUACUCGUGUGUGUGCGGGCAGGAGAGAACAUUGGCCAUGCUGACUGUCAAGGCCCUGCCCGCCAAGUUCACAAAGAGCCUGAGGAAGGAAGAGGCCACGGAAGGGGCCACGGCCACGCUGCGCUGUGAGCUGAGCAAGGCGGUCCCCGUGGAGUGGAGGAAGGGGUCUGAGACCCUCAGAGCCGGGGACAGAGUGAGCCUGAGACAGGAUGGGACGGUGUGUGAGCUGGAGAUCCGUGACCUGGCCGUGGCAGAUUCCGGGGAGUACUCGUGUGUAUGCGGGCAGGAGAGAACGUCAGCCACGGUGACCGUCAGGGCCAUGCCUGCCAAGUUCACAAAGAGCCUGAGAAAGGAAGAGGCCAUGGAAGGGGCCACGGCAAAGCUACACUGUGAGUUAAGCAAGGCAUCCCCUGUGGAGUGGAAGAAGGGGUCCGCGACCCUCAGAGUUGGAGACAGAGUCAGCCUGAAGCAGGACGGAAACAUGUGUGAGCUGGAGAUCCGUGGUGUGGCCAUGGAGGAUGCUGGGGAGUACUCGUGUGUGUGCGGGCAGGAGAGGACAUCGGCCAUGCUGACUGUCAGGGCCCUGCCCGCCAAGUUCACAAAGAGCCUGAGGAAGGAAGAGGCCACGGAAGGGGCCUCGGCCACGCUGCGCUGUGAGCUGAGCAAGGCGGUCCCCGUGGAGUGGAAGAAGGGGUCUGAGACCCUCAGAACCGGGGACAGAGUGAGCCUGAGACAGGAUGGGACGGUGUGUGAGCUGGAGAUCCGUGACCUGGCCGUGGCAGAUUCCGGGGAGUACUCGUGUGUAUGCGGGCAGGAGAGAACGUCAGCCACGGUGACCGUCAGGGCCCCACAAGUGGUAUUCAGAGAGCCACUCAGGAGUGUGCAGGCUGAAGAGGGUGCCUCGGCCACACUGCGGUGUGAGCUUUCCCAGCCCAAUGCUGCUGUGGUCUGGAGCAAGGGGGGCCUGGAGCUGCAGGCUGAUGGGCGCUGGGAGCCUCGGCAGCGGGGCUACACUGCAGAGCUCGUGCUGUGGGACCUGCGCAGAGAGGAUGCGGGCGAGUACACUUGUGCCUGUGGACCCCAGGCCACCAGUGCUACCCUCACCGUUACAGGUGGGCCCCAAGCUGCACCGGUGCGCUUUCUCCGGGAGCUGCAGGCCCAGGAGGUGGAUGAAGGUGCCACUGCCCACCUGCGCUGUGAGCUGAGCCAAGAGGGUGCUAGUGUGGAGUGGCGCAAGGACUCCCUGCAGCUCUUCCCUUGUGCCAAGUACCAGAUGGUGCAGGAGGGAAGGGCUGCCGAGCUGUGGGUGCACCACACUGAGCAGGAGGAUGCUGGCCACUAUACCUGUGACACGGGCCAUGCACAGAGCACAGCCAGCCUCUCUAUCCGAGCCCCUAGGCCCACAUUCCAGAUGGAGCUGCAGAGCAUGGAGCAGGAGGCCGGCGGUGUGGCCCAGUUACGCUGCCAGCUGAGUGAGGCAGAGCCUAGAGUCCCAGUGCAGUGGCUCAAGGAGGGUGUGGAGCUGCAUGUGAGUCCCAAGUAUGAGAUACGGCGUGUGGGGACCAUGUGCGAGCUGCUGAUCCAUGGGCUGGAGGCCAAGGACACGGGCGAGUACGUCUGCAUGGCCGGUGGUCAGAAAACCAUGGCUUCUGUCAUGGUCAAAGAGCCCGAGGUGACCAUUGUGCGGGGGCUGGAGGAUGCCGAGGUGCAGGUCGACGGGGAGGUGGAGUUCAGUUGUGAGGUGUCACGGGCUGGGGCCAUGGCUGUGGAGUGGCACCUCCAGGGCCUGCCACUACAGAACAACGAGGUGACAGAGCUGGCCGUGCGGGGUGGCCGCACCCACACGCUGCGGCUGAAGGGCGUGACCCCUGAGGAUGCGGGCACCGUCUCCUUCCACGUGGGCGCCCACACAUCCUCUGCCCAGCUCACUGUCCGAGUCCCUGAUGUGAGCAUCCUGGAGCCCCUGCAGGAUGUACAGCUCAGUGAGGGCCAGGACGCCCACUUCCGGUGCCAGCUAUCCAGGGCCUGCGGCCAGGAGGCCCGCUGGGCCCUGGGAGGGGUGCCUCUGCAGGCCAAUGAGAUGAAUGACAUCACCGUGGAGCAUGGCACACUGCAUCUGCUCACCCUGCACAAGGUGACCCUGGAAGAUGCGGGAACCAUCAGCUUCCAAGUGGGCUCAUGUAGCUCAGAAGCCCAGCUGAAGGUCACAGAGGCAGCACCACGCCUGGUACGUGGCUUGCAGAACGUGGACGUCUUUGCGGGGGAGGUGGCCACAUUCUCCUGUGAGGUGUCCCGUGCGGGGGGGCCGGAGGCCCGCUGGUGGCUGGAUGGCACCCUGCUGCAGGAUGGUCCCCAGAGUGCUAUCUCCGUGCGUGACGGGACCUUCCACUCCCUCACACUCUCGGGCCUGGGGGUUGCUGACUCAGGCACCGUCACCUACCGUGCAGGGCCCCUGGUUUCCACGGCCAAGUUGUUGGUCAAAGAUCCCACGGUGGAGGUGGUCAGUGCCAUGCAGGACCUGGCCGUGGAGGAGGGUGGCCCAGCCGAGCUCCUCUGCCAGUACUCGAGGCCUGUGCAGGCCACGUGGAAGAUGGACGAGCAGGAGGUGUGCGCUGACGGGCGCCGUGUCAUCAUAGAGCAGGACUGGACCGUGGCCAGGCUGUCAUUCAGGCCGGCCUUGCCCUGCGACAGUGGCAUCUAUUCUUGUGAGGCUGCGGGCACCCGUGUGGUGGCCCUGCUGCAGGUGCAAGCCAAGAACACAGUGGUGCGCGGCCUGGAGAACGUGGACGCACUCGAAGGCGGCGAGGCGCUGUUCGAGUGCCAGCUGUCCCGCCCCGAGGUGGCCGCCCACACCUGGUUGCUGGACGAUGAGCCUGUGCGAACCUCCGAGAACGCGGAGGUGGUCUACUUCGAGAACGGCCUGCGGCACCUGCUGCUGCUCAAGAACCUGCGGCCGCAGGACAGCUGCCGGGUGACCUUCCUGGCAGGGGACGUGGUGACGUCCGCGUUCCUCACAGUCAGAGGCUGGCGCCUGGAGGUACUGGAGUCCCCGCAGGACGCGGCCGUGCGAGCCGGUGGGCAGGUCCGCUUCAGCUGCACGCUCAGUGAGGCGGUGCCGGUGGGCGAGGCGACGUGGUACAUCAACGGGGCCGCCGUGCAGCCGGACGACCGCAACUGGACGGUCACCGCCGACGGCAGCCACCACACCCUGCAGCUGCGCAGUGCCCAGCCACAGCACGCUGGCGAGGUCACCUUCGCCGCCCGUGACGCUGUGGCCUCCGCGCGGCUCACCGUGCUAGGCCUCCCAGACCCUCCAGAGGACGCAGAGGUGGUGGCGCGCAGCGGCCGUUCGGUAACGCUGUCCUGGGUGGCGCCUGCAAGCGACGGUGGUGGCGGUCUCUGCGGCUAUAGGGUGGAGAUGAAGGCGGCGGCCACAGGCGAGUGGCGGCUGUGCCAUGAGCUGGUGCCUGGGCCUGAGUGCGUGGUGGAUGGCCUGGCCCCUGGGGAGACCUACCGCUUCCGCGUGGCAGCAGUGGGCCCAGCGGGGGCUGGGGAGCCCGUGCACCUGCCGCAGACAGUGAAGCUCGAGCCCCUGGAACCAGUGCCUGCGGCCAGCGCCCCCGUGCCUGCGGUCCCCGCCCCAGUGUCUUCAGUCCCCGUGCCUGUGGCCCCGGUUCCUGCGCACCCAGCUCCCACACCUCCCACUCCCGAGAGCCGGCAGGUGGCUGCCGGCGAGGACGUGUGUCUGGAGUGUGAGGUGGCCGAGGCGGGCGAGGUGGUGUGGCUGAAGGGGGCGGAGGUCAUCCAACCCAGCGGGCGCUUCCAGGUUCUCUGCCAGGGUCAGCGGCGGACGCUGGUGAUACGGGGCUUCUCAGCGGAGGACCAGGGGGAGUACCGCUGUGGCCUCACCCGAGACCCGGCCUCCUCUGCAGCUGCCUCCUUCCAGGUGGUGCUGACCACGGGAUCUGAGGACGAGGCCCCUGCACAGCCCAGCCUGCCCCCCGAGGCAGCCCAGGAGGGUGACCUGCACCUGCUGUGGGAGGCCCUGGCCCGGAAGCGUCGCAUGAGCCGUGAACCCACGCUGGACUCCAUCAGUGAGCUGCCCGAGGAGGAUGGUCGUUCACCACGCCCGCGGCAGGAGGUAGAAGAAGCGGCCCCAGACCUCUCUGAGGACUACUCCACAGCAGACGAGCUGGCACGCACUGGCGAGGCCGACCUCUCGCACACAAGCUCUGACGACGAGUCCCGGGCAGGCACUCCCUCCCUGGUUACCUACCUCAAGAAGGCUGGGAAGCCCAGCACCUCACCACUGGCCGGCAAGCUUGGGAUCCCUGCAGUUGGGAAGCCACCGAAGCAUCAGGAACAGCCACCUGCAGUUCACCCACCCCCGGGAAGCCUGAGGGCUGAAGACCUGGGUGACCCGUCCAUGGACAAGGCAGCGGUGAAGAUCCAGGCUGCCUUCAAAGGCUACAAGGUCCGCAAAGAGAUGAAGCAGCAGGAAGGACCCGUGUUCUCCCGCACAUUUGGGGACACUGAGGCACAGGUGGGGGAUGUCCUGCGUCUGGAGUGUGUGGUGUCCAGCAAGGCGGAUGUGCGUGCUCGCUGGCUGAAGGACGGCGUGGAGCUGACUGACGGCCGGCACCACCACAUCGACCAGCUUGGGGACGGCACUUGCUGUCUGCUGGUGACGGGCCUGGGCCGUGCAGACGCUGGCUGCUACACCUGCCAGGUGAGCAGCAAGUUCGGCCACGUGGCCCACAGCGCCUGUGUGGUAGUCAGCGGGACGGAGAGCGAGGCGGAGAGCUCCUCGGGGGGCGAGCUGGAUGACGCCUUCCGCCGAGCAGCCCGACGGCUGCACCGCCUGUUCCACACCAAGGGCCCGGCCGAAGUAUCGGACGAAGAGCUCUUCCUGAGCGCAGACGAGGGCCCGGCGGAGCCGGAGGAGCCGGGGGACUGGCGGACGUACCGCGAAGAAGAGCACUUUGUCUACAUUCGCUUCGAGGCGCUUGCAGAGGCCCACCGUGCGGCCACCUGCUUCCGGGAGAUGUUUGGCACCAUGGGCAUCGGCGUGGACAUCAGCCUGUCAGAGCAGGGGCCCCGGGGGGUGGAGAUGCGCAUCAGCAAGGUGGCUCCUGCCCCCACAGCAGCUCAGGAGGUGGUGCCCCGGCCGCUGACCACAGACGCCGCCCCAGUGUUCCUGACUGAGCUGCAGAAUCAGGAGGUGCAGGACGGGUACCCCGUGAGCUUCGACUGUGUGGUGACAGGCCAGCCGGUGCCCACCGUGUGCUGGUUCAAGGACGGCAGGAUGCUGGAGGAGGAUGACCACUACAUGAUCAGUGAGGACCAACAGGGCGGCCACCAGCUCAUCAUCACUGCAGUGGUGCCUGCAGACAUGGGUGUCUACCGCUGCAUGGCUGAGAACAGCAUGGGUGUGUCGUCCACCAAGGCAGAGCUCCGUGUGGACCUGACCAGCACGGACUAUGAAACUGCAGCCGAUGCCACGGAGACCUCCUCCUACUUCAGCGCCCAAGGCUACCUGUCCAGCCGGGAGCAAGAGGGCACGGAGUCUACCUCAGAGGAGGGGCAGCUGCCCCAGGUGGUGGAGGAGAUGAAGGACCUCCAGGUGGCCCCUGGCACACGCCUGGCCAAGUUCCAGCUCAAAGUGAAAGGCUACCCAGCGCCACGGCUGUACUGGUUCAAAGACGGGCAGCCCCUGACGGCUUCUGCACACAUCCGCAUGGCUGACAGGAAGACGCUUCACACCCUGGAGGUUGUAUCUGUCACCAAGGAGGAUGCCGGCCAGUACUCAGCCUACAUUAGCAAUGCCGUGGGCGCCACCUACUCAUCAGCCCGGCUGCUGGUCCGAGGCCCCAAAGAUCCCGAAGAGAAGCCAGAAUCAGAUGUGUACCAGCAGCUGGUGCCGCCCCGAUUCCUGGAAAGAUUCACCUCCAAGAAAGUGAAGAAAGGCUCCAGCAUCACCUUUUCAGUGAAGGUGGAAGGGUGCCCGGCCCCAGCCGUGCACUGGCUGCGGGAGGAGACUGAGCGAGGCGUGCUGUGGAUUGGCCGUGACACGCCAGGCUACACGGUGGCCAGCUCUGCACAGCAGCACAGUCUGGUCCUGCUGGAUGUGGGCAGACAGCACCAGGGCACAUAUACCUGCAUCGCCAGCAACAGCGCUGGCCAGGCCCUCUGCUCCGCUAGCCUGCACAUCUCUGGCCUGCCCAAGGAGGCAGGGGCAGCAGAGGAGCAUGCUGGGGUGAAGGAGGCCCUCAUCUCCACCUUCCUGCAGGGGACCCAAGCCGUCUCCACGCAGAUGUCAGAACCUGCAGGUUUCACUGAUCUUGCUGGGCAGAGGAAAGGAGAGCCCAUGGCGGUGGAGGCCCGUAGCCACUUGUCCCUGGCCGAGGUGGGCACAGAGGAGUUCCUGCAGAAGCUCACCUCCCAGAUCACAGAGAUAGUGUCGGCCAAGAUCACGCAGGCCAAGCUGCAGGUGCCUGGAGGUGACAGCGAUGAGGAAUCUAAGACACCGUCUGCAUCCCCCUGGCAUGGCCGUUCCCGCCCCUCCUCCAGCGUCCAGGAGUCAUCCUCGGAGUCGGAGGAUGGGGACUCCCGUGGCGAGAUCUUCGACAUCUAUGUGGUCACGGCUGACUACCUGCCCCUGGGGGCCGAGCAGGAUGCCAUCUCACUGCGGGAGGGCCAGUAUGUGGAAGUGCUGGACUCCGCCCACCCGCUGCGCUGGCUUGUGCGCACCAAGCCCACCAAGUCCAGCCCCUCACGCCAGGGCUGGGUGUCCCCUGCUUACCUGGACAGGCGGCUCAAGCUGUCACCCGAGUGGGGGCCCACUGAGGCCCCCGAGUUCCCGGGGGAGGCCGUGUCUGAGGAUGAAUACAAGACAAGGCUAAGCUCCAUCAUCCAGGAGCUGCUGAGCUCUGAGCAGGCCUUUGUGGGCAAGCUGCAGUUCCUGCAAAGCCACCACAUGCAGCACCUGGACCGCUGCCCCCAUGUACCUGCGGCUGUGGCCUCCCAGAAGGCUGUCAUCUUUCGAAACGUGCAGGACAUUAGCCAUUUCCACAGCAGCUUCCAGAGGGAGCUGCAACAGUGUGACACGGAUGACGAUGUGGCCAUGUGCUUCAUCAAGAACCAGGCGGCCUUUGAGAAGUACCUGGAGUUCCUGGUAGGCCGUGUACAAGCCGAGUCUGCGGUGGUCAGCACAGCAGUGCAGGAGUUCUACAAGAAAUACACGGAAGACGUGCUGUCAGCCUUAGACCCCUCGCAGCCACCACCGCCGCCCCUGCAGCACUUCCUGGAACAGCCUGUGGAGCGGGUCCAGCAGUACCAGGCCCUGCUCAAGGAGCUGAUCCGCAACAAGGCGAGGAACAGGCAGAACUGCGCGCUGUUGGAGCAGGCGUAUGCCGUGGUGUCGGCCCUGCCGCAGCGCGCUGAGAACCAACUGCACGUGUCGCUCAUGGAGAACUACCCAGGCACCCUGCAGGCCCUGGGCGAGCCCAUCCGCCAGGGCCACUUCAUCGUGUGGGAGGGGGCGCCAGGCGCACGGAUGCCCUGGAAGGGCCACCAUCGGCAUGUCUUCCUGUUCCGCCACCACCUGGUGGUCUGCAAGCCCAGACGGGAUUCCCGCACCGACACCUUCAGCUAUGUCUUCCGGAACAUGAUGAAGCUGAGCAGCAUCGACCUGAAUGACCAGGUGGAGGGUGACGACCGCGCCUUCGAGGUUUGGCAUGAGCGAGAGGACUCUGUGCGCAAGUAUCUGCUGCAGGCGCGGACGGUCAUCACCAAGAAUUCCUGGGUGAAGGAGAUCUGCGGCAUCCAGCAGCGCCUGGCCCUGCCCGUGUGGCAACCCCCAGAUUUCGAAGAGGAGCUGGCAGACUGCACAGCCGAGCUGGGUGAGACUGUCAAGCUGGCCUGCCGUGUGAUAGGCACACCCAAGCCCAUCGUCAGCUGGUACAAAGACGGGAAGCCAGUGGAAGUGGACCCUCACCACAUCCUCAUCGAGGACCCCGAUGGCUCAUGUGCCCUCAUUCUGGACAAUCUGACUGGCGUGGACUCCGGCCAGUACAUGUGCUUUGCGGCCAGUGCUGCUGGCAAUGCCAGCACCCUAGGCAAGAUACUGGUGCAAGUACCCCCACGGUUUGUGAAAAAGGUCCGGGCAGUGCCCUUUGUGGAGGGAGAGGACGUUCAGGUCACCUGUACCAUCGAAGGUGCCCCACACCCCCAGAUCAGGUGGUACAAGGACGGGGCCCUGCUGACACCCAGCGGCAAAUACCGAACCCUGAACGAGCCCCGCAGUGGCCUGCUGGUGUUGGAGAUCUUGGCGGCCAACAAGGAGGACCUGGGCCACUAUGAGUGCGAGUUGGUGAACCGGCUGGGCUCUGCGAGGGGAGGGGCAGAGCUGUGCAUGCAGAGCCCAGCUGUGCGAGCCCGGGAACAACAUCGCAGAGAGCAGCUUGCAGCUGUGGAAGAUGCUGCUGCCCCUCCCCCAGUUGCCCUGGAGCCAGCAGACAAGGAGAUCACGUCUGUUCCAAGGACGCUGGUGUGCCCCGAGGCUCCAGGACCCUCCACAGGGGACCACGCUGGCCCCAUCCCUGGCCCUGGGGGGCCACCCAAACUCCAGGAGGCUGGCCUCAAACUCCUAGGCACGGAGGUUGCAGAUGCAUCUGGUGAGGCCCAGUGGCCUCAGGCUGACCACAAAGUGCCACCUGCUCUCAGGGUCCCCCCUGUGCUGGCUUCAACCUUGGCCACCCCAGCUGAGCCUCAGAAGGUGCCAGAGCCUCUUCCCCAGGAGGGCCAGGAGCAGGACUUGGGGACCCAUGCUGAGGCCCAGGGACGCACUGUGCCCAUCCGGAUGGAGGGUACAGCCUGGCCGGGAGCAGGAGCAGUGGACCUAUGGGACAUCCACAGCCAGGUGUUCAUGGAGACCACGCAUCGGACAUAUGUGUACCAGGCCAGCGACACGGGUGCCACAAGGCCCCCAUCCAUGCAGGUCACCAUCGAAGACGUGCAGGCACAGAGGGGCAGCACCGCGCAGUUCCAAGCGGUCAUCGAGGGCAACCCGCAGCCCACAGUGACCUGGUACCGGGAUGAUGCCCAGGUGGUGGACGGCGCCCGGCUCAGCCAGCAUCGGGAAGGGACUACCUACUCCCUGGUGCUAAGGGACGUGACACAGCAGGACGCAGGCGUCUACACCUGCCUGGCCCAAAACGCUGGUGGCCAGGUGCUGUGUAAAGCGGAGCUGGUGGUCCACGGGGGAGACAGCGAGCCUGACACUGAGAAGCAAAGCUAUCGAAGGAAGCUGCACUCCUUCUAUGAGGUCAAGGAGGAAAUUGGAAGGGGCGUGUUCGGCUUCGUGAAGAGGGUGCAGCACAAGGGAAACCAGAUGUUCUGCGCGGCCAAGUUCAUCCCCCUGCGGAGCAGGACGCGCACCCAGGCGUACCGCGAGAGGGACAUCCUGGCCACGCUCAGCCACCCGCUGGUCACAGGGCUGCUUGACCAGUUUGAGACCCGGAAGACCCUGAUCCUUGUCCUGGAGCUGUGCUCCUCAGAGGAGCUGCUGGACCGGCUGUUCAAGAAGAGUGUGGUGACCGAGGCUGAGGUCAAGGUGUACAUCCAGCAGCUGGCAGAAGGGCUGCAUUAUCUGCACGGCCAGAGCAUUCUCCAUUUGGACAUAAAGCCCCCAAAUAUCCUGAUGGUGCAUCCCGCUCGGGAGGACAUUAAAAUCUGCGACUUCGGCUUUGCCCAAAAAAUCACCCCAGUAGAGCCACAAUACAGCAAGUAUGGCUCCCCAGAGUUUGUAUCCCCUGAGAUCAUUGAGCAGACUCCUGUGAGCGAGGCCUCGGACAUCUGGGCCAUGGGGGUCAUCUCCUAUCUCAGCCUGACCUGCUCGUCACCGUUUGCCGGUGAGAGUGACCGAGCCACCCUCCUGAAUGUGCUGGAGGGGCGGGUGUCUUGGAGCAGCCCCAUGGCUGCCCACCUCAGCGAGGAUGCCCAGGAAUUUAUCAAGGCUGCCCUGCAGAGGGCCCCAGAGGCCCGACCCAGCGCAGCCAAGUGCCUGGCCCACCCUUGGUUCCAGAAGUCCGUGCCCGCGGAGGAGGCCCACUUCAUCAACACCAAGCAACUCAAGUUCCUGCUAGCCCGUAGCCGCUGGCAGCGCUCCCUGAUGAGCUACAAGUCCAUCCUGGUGAUGCGCUCCAUUCCCGAGCUGCUCCAGGGCCCGCCCGACAGCCCGUCCCUCGGGGUGGCCCGGCACCUGCACGAAGGCGCCAGCGCCGCCUCCAGCAGCUCGUCCUCGUCCUCCGACAACGAGCUGGCACCCUUCGCCCGGGCCAAAUCGCUGCCGCCCUCUCCGGUGACCCACUCCCCGCUGCUGCACCCGCGGGGCUUCUUGCGGCCGUCCGCUAGCCUGCCGGAGGAGGCCGAGGCUUGCGCGUCUGCCGCCGCCGCGCCUCAGCCGGCGUCGCCCCCAGGUGCAGAGGUGCCUGCUGCCCCGGGCUGCGUUCCCCGGCAGAGCGUCAUCCGCAGCCUCUUCUACCAGCAGGCAGGCGAGGCCCUGGAGCGCGGAGGCCCCGCCAUGGGCGGCAGGCGGCACCCCGCCCGGCGGAGGCACCUGCUCAAGGGCGGCUACUUCGCAAAGGCCCUGCCCGGCCUGCGGGAGCCGCUGCUGGAGCAUCGCGCGCUGGAGGAGGAGGCCGCCCGGGAGGAGCAGGCCGCUCUGAUGGCCAAAGUGCCCUCCUUCGAGACCGCCCUGCGGCUGCCUGGCUCCAGCGCCCGAGUGGCACCCGGCCGCAGCCGAUCCCUGGAGCUCGACCAGCCACACUCCACCAGCUCCUCCACUGAGGCCUGUGGUGGGGGGCAGUGCCCUGCCCCAGGCCUCUCAGGCCUCCAGAUAGCCUCAGGGGAGAGCCUGCCAGGAGGGGUCACAUGUGCCCAGGAGAUGCAGUGUCCAGAGGGAUCCCAGCAGGGGCCAAGACUAUUGCCAUCCAUCGGGGGCCUCCCAGGGGCUGCUCAGCAAGAGGGGUCAUCCCAGGACAGCUGUGGGUGGCAGCCCGCCCCUUCCUUCCAGCCCCAGUGGGGUCCCGCUCCCCUGCAAGGCUGUGGCCCCCCUAAGGCUGUUACACCACAACUUUCUGGCUCCUUCCCUUCAGAGCAGUGCACGGGGCCCCUCUGGGCAUCCUCCAGCCCCUUCCUCUCAGGGGAGACCCAGGCUCCCCUCUCCCCAGCCCAAGAAAGCUGCCAGCCAGGCUCUAUGGAGAGUCCAAAGGACACUUGUCUCACUGGGAGGCUGAGUCUCCCUAGCUCCUCAGGGCUGGCUUCCCAGGUGGGCACGGGGCCUGGUCCUUCCCAGGAUGCCACCCGGGAGCUGGAGGAUGCAUCAGAACCGGAGCCCAGCCCACAGCGGCCUCAGGAACAGGCCACCAUGCGGAAGUUCUCCCUGGGGCAACGUGGGGGCUACGCCGGAGUGGCGGGUUAUGGCACCUUUGCCUUUGGUGGGGAUGCAGGGGGCAUGCUGGGGCAGGGUCCCCUGUGGGCCAGGAUGGCCUGGGCCACCUCUCAGUCCUCAGAGGAGCAUGAUGACACUGGGGCUCAGAGCCCACCCCCCCAGGCCAGCGCAGCGCCCCUUCCCAAGGGCAGCAGGGCACCCCCAAGGGCUUCCCCAGAGCUGAGCUCGUGGGAAGACUUCGGCAGGGGCUCCCAGGUGUCCCUGGUGCAGAUCCGAGACCUGUCUGGGGACUCAGAAGCAGCGGACACCGUGUCCCUGGACAUCUCAGAGGUGGAGCCUGCCUACCUCAACCUGUCCGACCUGUAUGACAUUAAGUACCUCCCUUUCGAGUUCAUGAUCUUCAGGAAGGUCCCCAAGCCUGUGGAACCAGAGUCACCUUCCUCCCCGGAAUCCGAGGCAGAGGAGGAGCUGGCUGAGUUCCCAGAGGCCGCGUGGCCCUGGCCAGGCGCACUGGGUCCACCAGCCAGCCUGCAGAUCACAGAGGAGCCAGAGGACAUGGAGACCCUGCUCGGGGAGGCCACUGGCAGUAGGAAGCGGAAAUGGUCACCCCCCUCCGGUGGCCUCUUCCACCUCCCCAGGAGACACACGCUGGAGGAGCCCCUGGAGCUGGGACUGCGCAGGAGGGUGAGGGCCUCAGUGGCCCACAUCUCCCGCCUCCUGAAGGGCAGGCCGGAAGGUCUGGAGAAAGAGAGCCCCCCCAGGAAGAAGGCAGGCCUGGCUUCCUUUCGGCUGGGCCUGAAAAGCAAGGACCGAGCACCAUCCUUUCUAAGGGAGCUCUCAGAUGAAACGGUGGUCUUGGGCCAGUCAGUGACUCUUGCCUGCCAAGUGUCAGCCCAGCCAGCUGCACAGGCCACCUGGAGCAAAGAUGGGACUCCCCUGGAGAGUAGCAGCCGCCUCCUUAUCUCCUCCACACUCAAGAACUUCCAGCUCCUGACCAUCCUGGUGGUGAAUGCUGAUGACCUGGGAGUGUACACGUGCAGCGUUCGCAACACGCUGGGGACUGCGGCCACCACGGCUGUCCUCCGGAAGGCAGAGCGCCCCUCGUCUUCCCCCCGCCCGGACAUUGGGGAGGUAUAUGCCGACGGGGUGCUGCUGGUCUGGAAACCUGUGGAGUCAUACGGCCCUGUAACCUACAUUGUGCAGUGCAGCUUGGAAGGUGGCAGCUGGAACACCCUGGCUUCUGACAUCUUUGACUGCUGCUACGGCGCCAGCAAGCUUUCGAGGGGCGGCACAUACAUCUUCCGCACGGCCUGCGUCAGCAAGGCGGGCAUGGGUCCUUACAGCAGCCCCUCAGAGCCGGUCCUCCUGGGAGGGCCCAGCCACCUGGCCUCUGAGGAGGAGAGCAGCGCCUCGCGGCCAGCCCAGCCCCUCCCCAGCACGCAGACGUUCGCCUUCCAGACGCAGAUCCGAAGGGGCCGCUUCAGCGUGGUGCGGCAGUGCCGGGAGAAGGCCAGCGGACGCGCGCUGGCCGCGAAGAUCGUUCCCUAUCGCCCCGAGGACAGGACUGCCGUACUGCGCGAAUACGAGGCUCUCAAGAGCCUGCGCCACCCGCACCUGGCCCAGCUGCAGGCCGCCUACCUCAGCCCCCGGCACCUGGUCCUCAUCUUGGAGCUUUGCUCGGGACCCGAGCUGCUCCCCUGCCUGGCGGAGAGGGUCUCCUACUCAGAGUCGGAGGUGAAGGAUUACCUAUGGCAGAUGCUUAGCGCCGCCCAGUACCUGCACGCCCAGCGCAUUCUGCAUCUGGACCUCAGGUCCGAGAACAUGAUCGUCACCGAAUACAACUUACUCAAGGUCGUCGACCUGGGCAACGCCCAGAGCCUCGCCCAGGAGAAGGUCCUGCCCUCCGAGAGGUUCAAGGACUACGUGGAGACCAUGGCUCCCGAGCUCCUGGAGGGCCAGGGUGCCGUCCCACAGACCGACAUCUGGGCUAUAGGCGUGACAGCCUUCAUCAUGCUGAGCGCGGAGUACCCGGUGAACGGUGAAGGGACACGCGACCUGCAGAAAGCCUUGCGCAAGGGGCUCAUCCGUCUGGGUUGCUGCUACGCGGGGCUGUCCGGCGGCGCGGUGGCUUUUCUCCGGAGCACGUUGUGUGCGCACCCCUGGGGCCGGCCGUGCGCGACCAGCUGCCUACAGUGUCCAUGGCUAACCGAGGAGGGCCCUGCGGGCUCCCAGCCCGCGGCUGUCUCCUUCUCCACCGGGCGACUUCGAGCCUUCGUGCGCGAGCGAGAGAAGAAGAGGGCGCUGCUGUACAAGAAGCACAACUUGGCCCAGGUGCACUAAGCACCCGGCCUGGCAGAGAGGGUGUGUGUGUGAUGGGGGGGGGGUGGGAGGUCGCCCUUCUGGGCUGCGCCCCUCAGUCUCCGCUCUAGGACUCGCUGUAUAUGAACAGACAGGCCAAUAAAAAAGCAGAACCGGA
Molecule: messenger RNA, 29672 nt
Organism: Felis catus (domestic cat)
Lineage: Eukaryota; Metazoa; Chordata; Mammalia; Carnivora; Felidae
Gene: OBSCN
Product: obscurin, cytoskeletal calmodulin and titin-interacting RhoGEF
Exons: 118
Coding region: 2114-29536 (9140 amino acids)
Biological process (GO): protein phosphorylation
Molecular function (GO): ATP binding; protein binding; protein kinase activity
Source: RefSeq, a predicted model, not a curated record